AGAUAGCUACUUAAUUCUGACAAAUUGCAUUGAAUGAGAAAGGAUCGAAAUUUCGAUUGAGUCGUAGUCUACAAGACCAUGUCGUCUGAUCAUAACGACAGUCUGUCGGACACUUCCAACUUCUUCUAUAUUUUACCACUGCAAGCUUUACAUGGCCCUGUGGAGCUAGUGAUGCCGACCCAAGGGCGAGAUAUCGCAUUCCGCACUAGUGGCAAGAAAAGUCGAGGUUGUGUGGUGAUGUUGUUAUACACUGCUUCUGGCGAGAAGAGUAGUAUUGAGAUCCCGUUUGUGCACAUUGAGAGCUUUGCGAUGCUGACAUCCGGCAAUAAGCCUGCAAUUUCUAUGAUACUAUCGGACUUCGCAGCAAAGAAUCUUGCACUCAGACUAGGCACGCGGGAUAAGAUCGAGCAUGUGAUGCGCGGUUAUCUGAAUGGUGUUGAAGAAGCUUCAAAAAACUUGGUUUUUGUUCUGCAACCAUACAAGGAUAAUCUGUUUGUGCAAUGUGGUGGGUCUGAUACUCAGUUUGGCGGGAUAAAUGAGCUCCACAAACGUAUCGAUGCUUGGGUACGAUUCAUUAGAAAUAGGGAUUUGCUCGCUAAAGAACAGAGGCAGCAAGCUAAUCGAAGUUGUCAGUCAAGUAUGGAGAAAAGAACUUCGGAACGUUUCUUAGUGACAUAUACGCCGGAGCAGUGGCUGGAGUUACUUCGAAGCAUACAUCUGUUCAUCAAUGCCGAUAGCGACUGUGAUAGUGCGCCGUAUCGCUUUCGACCACCUGAACCCAGACCUGUAAACCCAAGUAAAAUCAGAAUCCCUAAACUGGGUGUGAAGUCGCAGUCGGAGUCAUCCGCUGAGGAAAUGGAUUCUGUGGGCCAUUUAACAAGAAGAAUUAGGCCAUUGAAUCAACCGUACGAGAACGGACAAUCACCGAUAUUUAUGGCCGAUGCCGCGAACAAUGUGUCUGGAGGACAUUAUGAGCAGCGUUAUGUCAAUGAAUAUCAAACUGUUCAAGUUGGUGUUGCGAAGCAAAAUGUGCCGCAUAUAAUGCCAAUCAAAGGACGAAGUUUCGCUUCCAGUGCUGGGCGAACUUACUCUGAUGCACCUUCAACGACAUCUCUGCAGCAGCCCGUUGCUGCGGUUGACACGUCGCAAUGGCAGAUUCUUCAACCAGGCGCAGUGGUGCAAAUGCAAAAUUCCAACGCGCAACAGCAAUAUGUAGUGAGCAGUGGGGCACACGUCACACCACUGCGUACACAGCAAGUGGUCAUGCAGACCACCUCACCACGGGUUCCGGUAGUUUACCAGGUUACACCAUCAAGUCAUCAGUCACCAUUGGUUAGACAAGCCACUCCGGAUAAGGCCAAGGCUAAUGCACAAUUGCUGAUCGUCAACCAUAGUAGUCCUGGAAGGAUUACUAGCGUUGUUUCUACACCUCAACUCACUCACGGUACUUUGAAGCGGCCGGUACGUAGCAGUCGCCGGAAGGAAGUUGAAACGAUAGCGCUAGAUGACGACGACGAGACUUGCGGAACCAAAGCUUCCUCAUCAUCGAGUAGCGGUGAACACGGCGAAAAUGGAAAUGGAAACAGUGGCAAUGGGGAGCCAAGUGAGAAGAAAGCGCGUAUGGAUGAGAACAUUCGAGACGAAGUUCUCCUGGUGUUUCCACCUGGCGAAAGUGGGGCGGUUUCAUUACAUUUUGAAGACUUGCGGGUAUUAGCAUACGGCGAGAUGCUUAAUGAUAACAUAAUAGAGUUCUAUCUGAAGUAUAUCCGUGCGAAGCUUGUCCGUGAGGAGCAACGGGAUAAAGUGUUUGUGUUCAAUACAUUUUUCUACCAAAAGUUGACAGAAAAGCAACCAUCGAUCUCAAUCCUCAACAAAAAUCAUCGAAGCUCAAUAGGACGAUUUGAAUGGAUCAAAAGAAACUUUGCAAAGGUAAAGUCCUGGACGAAGAAAGUCGAUUUAUUCAAGAUGGACUAUAUUGUUUUACCCAUAAACGAUGAAAUGCACUGGUAUCUCGUGAUUAUCGUGAAACCUGCCCUGGCCGUUGUCCCACAACGAACCGAGGAUGUUGAUCAGGCGCGGAAGCGCGGCUCGUUUCGAGAAAACCCGGACACUUUUAUCGUUGUGCUGGACUCACUUCCGGACCCUAAUGAUGUUAAAAGGAAAUGCGUUUUGGAUAUUUUGAGAGACUAUCUUGAAUGUGAGCUUGCCGACAAGCGUGGUUCGCAAGAGGAACUUUAUUUGGAUCGCACGCGCAUUGGUGCAUUGUAUCCCGUAGGAGUACCUCACCAAGAAAACUAUGUGGAUUGCGGUCUCUUCUUGCUUCAAUUUGCUGAAGCCUUUCUGACUAAACCGCCCGAUGAGAAAAUGUUGCGGCAUGGAGCAAGAUGGAAGGACUGGUAUCCAUGGUUCGAUCACUCAAUGAAAUUUAUGAGAGAGAAAAUUAGCGGACGACUGAGGAGUCUUUGCAAUGCAAAGGCAUGGCAACAGCUAGAAACAUAUGAACAUCAGCAAGGACGAGGUGUGAGCAUAGAAACUACAGCGUUGAUGAUUGAUCGUGCACGAAGGCCUCGACGACAUAGCGAGACGCGGCUGCAUGAACCACACCCGAAGGCGCGAAAACGAACUCAUUCGGAACCACCAAACAUCAAAAAAUGCGCUCCUCCCGCACCGCGUUUCUCAGCAAGCAUUGAACAACUCUGUGAGAAUGUAUGCAAUUUGUCAAAAAUGUUUUGGUCUUUAUGA
Molecule: messenger RNA, 2742 nt
Organism: Cylicocyclus nassatus
Lineage: Eukaryota; Metazoa; Nematoda; Chromadorea; Rhabditida; Strongylidae
Source: the annotation of a GenBank genome assembly